CCCGAUUCUACCAAGUCGUUGCCAUUCAAUCACAACGAGUUGGUGAUAUUACACUUCCUUCCCACAAUACUUACAUACCGCGACCAAUAUCCUCCUCAUCACGCCCAGUUCAUGGGAGACUUGCUCCGUCUAAAGUCGUCGUAUCACUAGCAAUCUAGAUCAGGCUACAAAAGGCAUCUCGCAUGGAGGGGUUGGACAAUCCAAGCGGGGUGACGGAGCUUCCGCUGUUGCUUAAGUCUGCCCAAGAUGAUUCUGAAGCAACACCAUCUAGCUCAAGAGAACCAAAAGCAAAGGUGAGCUGUACGUCCUCUGAGCUGAAGUUUGUCACCAUUUCCCACCCAGAUGACAUUCGCCGUCGCAAGGAUGUGCGUACCGACAUCCGCCGUCAUGUCAUGAAGAAGAUAGGUCAACAACGGCGGCGGCCAAAGACACAGGCGGAGGGAAGGGCAUCAUCGGCAUCAUCGGCAUCAUCGUGCAGCUUGAUGAACCAGGGAGUUCAACAUAAGGUCCCUCCGAAUAACCACACGGACACAAGCGCGGCGCUCGGCGCCCCGUGCAUGAUGCUACCACUACUAUGGGACUUUCCCAUCGAGGCAAACGAUCGCACCGUAGAACUUGUUCGAUUUUUGAACGAGCAGCGUUCCGUCUACCUACCCUUUCGCGGUAUCUGGUUUGACAUAGCAAGGAUUGAUAAAGGCGCAUUCCACGUAACGCUAGGGAAUGCCGCUGACCUUUUCCUUCGUGUGCGGGGAGGAUCAGAUCCUGAUAGGAACCCGGAGAUGCUGCAGUACUACUCCCUCUCCGUGGCCCAUUUGAGAGAACGUCUCAACAGUGCUGUUGACAGCAUCAGUGAUGGGAUGGUGGCCCACAUUCUGUCCCAUCUCUGCUUCUGUAUGAGACGCCAAGACUGGACAGCAUGGAAAGCCCACAUGGGUGGCUUAGCAGCUAUUUCAAGGCUGCGAGGCGGUCUUACUCAUCUGGGCCGCGGAGUACAUACCUGGAUUCUUUUAUCAGACCUAGGUGGAAGCAUUGUGUAUGAUACAGUUCCCUGGCUACCCCUGCCUUCCUGUUUUCCUUCAUACAAGACGUCUCUAGAGAACCUGCCAAUACGACUGCAAGAGCUUCUGUCACGAUUGGGUCCCAACUCAAUCGCUGUGACACAAACAAUUGAAGCUUUAGAAAGAGUCUACUUUGUCAUGAACGAGGUGAACACCAAAGGCCAUUCACCGCUCUUCUGGCACCGAGACGAGAAUGCCAUAAGUGUUCUCGGACCGUGUAUUCAUUUCCUGCUGUCCAUGCCUCGCCUUCCGGAGAAUCUGGACGCAACUCUCAGGUUGGAUGAGCUCGGCGCGGAGAUGGUGCGACUGAUCAGCCUCUGCCUCAUGUCAAGGCUCAAGGCCAUGUUUUCGUUCAACGCGCCCGAGAAAGCUCGGCUGGAGAAUAAGCUUUCCAGAUUCACCGUUUCCUACACAAGAUAUCUAGGUGGUCCCUAUCGCGACCUCAAAGUCUGGGCGCUUGUCACAGCGUCUUUGCUGCAGAACGGUGGGGGUCGAGAUGUGUACCUGGACGAGAUUCGGCGAGAUAUGGCUGCCACAGGCGAAACAGAUGCCACUGCUUGCGUUCGGAUCGCAAAAGAUAUCAUCUGGUUUGAAGUUUUGGGGAAAGCGGGUGCGGAUAACUUAAUACGGAACAUUGCAUUGUGUAGCGAUGGACCGGCCGGAUGAAAAGGGUCUACCUUGUGACGAAUGAAUGACUACGCUUCAAGUCAUGGUAGGUCAACCUAGAAUAUAUGGCAAUGGAGAAAGCGGCUGGACCACCGACCAGGAAGAAGAAAAGGAAAAGAGGAGUGAAAAACAGGACCGCCCUAGCAGCCUCUAAUUCUAACAGAGUAUAUGAAUGAAUAAACAGUGC
This is a messenger RNA of Colletotrichum navitas, 1911 nucleotides long. RefSeq lists its product as uncharacterized. Bases 183 to 1724 code for a protein of 513 amino acids. The transcript has 4 exons. The record is from RefSeq and is a predicted model, not a curated record. Lineage: Eukaryota; Fungi; Ascomycota; Sordariomycetes; Glomerellales; Glomerellaceae.